CGCAGACGGGUGCCGCAGCAGUUGGGGUCUCGGGGAUCACCAUCGUCAUCGGUAAUUCACUGCCUUCCUCUCGAGCCCACGAGCGGCAGCUCCGUUUCUGUUUUAUCGCUUCCGGAAUUAUUUAGUUGUGUCCGGCGGGGAUUUCUGACAAAGUUCUUACGGCAGUAGCAGCAGCAGCAGUAGGAGGAGGGAAGUUCCUACUGUGAACUUUUCCUGAGGCGAUGUGGCCGAGUGCAGCACCCGCCCGGGCACGUUUCUUCGUGGAGCUCCUUCUGUUUCUCUUUCUCUCUCUCACACACGGAGACGCGCGCGCUGUUUGCUGAUAUUAAACUGUCAGUUUUGAUGUGCUUUAUAAUUCCUCCCUGCUAACGUCAUUCUCUUUCACCACUGCGUUCACCCCACAGUCUGGCGGCACAGUGCCACUGGUGCUCGCGCUCCUCCGGCGAGGCGUCAAGGAAAGGCCGCGGCUCGUCGCGGAAAACGGGCCCCGCCGCGGGAGCGCGCCAGGCUGCGGUACAGGGACCGGUACGCAGGGAGAAAGAGCGGAGCGUCCGAGCGUCGCCUCGGCCCGGCCCGGCUCGGCACUCCCGGUCCCCCGGUCCCCGGCGGCGAAGGCCGGGCAGUGUGAUCGCCUGUAAGGAAGGAGUCGACGGGUGGUGGUGCGGUCCGCCGAGUCCUUCCGGACGGGUUCCCGAUGGGCUGAGCGCCAGCUGGCACCGCGCGCCUUUUUUGUCACCACUCGCUGCUGUGUGUCAGACGGUGAGGAGAAGCGAGACCCCGCAGCCGCCCGGAGCCGCCCGGGGAACAUGAGCCCCGCUGGGGAGCGUGCGGUGGCGGCAGUGGCGGUGGAGACUUAUAGCGAGCAGCGGCGGGGGCUCCUCCGGAGCUCCCAGGGGCCGCUCGAGGCACGAGGUGAUACUGAUACGCGCUUUUGGGCUUGACACGUUAAAACACCUCCACGUUUUUCUUCCCUCAAGUGUGUUUGCAAACUGUGGGAAUAUGUGCGCGGCAUGCGUGGAGGCGGCGGGUAACGUGACUUGAGAGCAACUGUACUCCGGGGGGGGGGGGCUCCGGAGGCGCGCGAGCCGCUUUUGACGUCAGCAGCGCGCGGACGGGCUCCUGGAGGGGCGCGGGACAGACUGUGCUCAACGGCCGGUGCGCCGCUUACGCACGAGAGGCUUCUGCUCGCACAUUCUGUGUGUGUGUGUGGUUUUUUUUUUUUUUUUUUUUUUUUUCCCCCUCCCCCCUUUCUUCACGUUGACACUCUAUUCCCAAGGGUUUCUUUUUCCACCCAGUAUUCUGCCUUUUUCCAGUUGAAGAACAAAAAAAGGAUAUAAUAGAAGGGAUACCGGAGAAACUUGACUCCAUUGACGUGUGCGUCUGCUUCCCUACCAGCUCACCACUUCUAAGGGGAUCAGUGGUUGCCGCUGAGCUUUCUUCUUAGCUUCAGGUCGCCUGUUGCUGAACAUGGCUUCCCAGGAUCGGCAGCUCCUGCACAACACAGAGGUGAGCUGCGCCGGCGGCGGCGACGGCCCGGUGUCGGUGUGCAUCGGCAACAGCGGCACGAAGCCGUCCAGGUCAGAGUCGGAAGCUCAGCAGCCCUUGAAGUACAGCAUUUCAUCCAGCUGCAGCUCAGGAGACUGGGCCACGUACAGGUCGGUCGCGGAGAGUCGGGGGCUGCGCCGGGUGCCGCAGCUGUUCGAGCAGUCGGCGGCACAGUGCUGGGACCCUCGUUUUGACUCGCCCAUUCUGGAGCAGGCGUGCCGGGAGCGGUGCUUCCCGCAGACGCAGCGCCACUUCCGCUACGUGCUCUUCUACCUGGCCACUGCCGGCCUCCUCUGGGGGGUGUACUUUGGAGCGAACAGCAGCUACUGUGACCCCGUUCCCUUCCUGGUGCCUACAGCCAUCUUCCUCCUCUUCUGCUUCCUCCUCUUCCUGUUCACCUUCACCCAGCCUUACAUGCGCCUGUACAGCCAGGCCUCGCUGCUGCUCGUCACUGUGACCUUUGUCCUCACACUAGCCUUGCAGACUCAGAGCAGCCAUCUGCCAGAUGACGGUGGUGGAGGGAACGACUCGUUGCACAGUCCCCGACAUGUGUCCUGCAUCUCUCCUGUUGGAACCUUUUCUCUGUGUGUGGAGGUGUUGCUCCUCCUGUAUUGUGCGCUCCAUGUGCGCCUAUAUGUUUCUGUGCUGCUGGGCCUUUCCUACUCAGUGAUGUUUGAGGCCUUGGGCUGGGUGGCCCUGGCAAAAGGCAACAUCAUGGGCCUAGAGAUGCUGAGCUGGCUGGUGCCAGCCAGGGCCCUGCUGCACCUGUGCACCCAUGUCCUCGGCGUGCACCUGUUCAUCACGUCGGAGGUGCGCUUGCGCAGCACUUUUCUUAAAGUUGGCCAGGCUGUUAUGCAUGGCAAGGAUUUAGAAGUGGAGAAGGCCCUGAAGGAGCGCAUGAUCCACUCGGUGAUGCCCCAGCGAGUCGCUGACGAGCUCAUGAAGCAAGGUGACGACGAGAGCGAGAGCUCUGGGCGGCGCUACUCAACCAGUGCCGCUGCUGUUGGCUCGGUUAACGCCGCUGCCUCUUCUGCCAGCCCCAAGGGCAACAAGAGGAAGAAGACCUCAAUCCCUCGGGGCCAGAUCAUCUUCCGGCCCUUCAACAUGAAGCGCAUGGAGCCUGUCAGCAUCUUGUUCGCAGACAUCGUGGGCUUCACUCGCAUGAGUGCCAAUAAGUCUGCCCAUGCCCUGGUUGGCCUCCUCAAUGACUUGUUUGGCCGCUUCGACCGCCUGUGUGAGCUGACCUGCUGCGAGAAGAUCAGCACACUCGGGGACUGCUACUACUGUGUGGCUGGCUGCCCUGAGCCCCGGGAAGACCAUGCCUACUGCUGUGUGGAGAUGGGUCUCGGCAUGAUCCACGCCAUUGAGCGGUUCUGCUGUGAGUCGUGUGAGACGGUGGACAUGCGGGUGGGCGUGCACACAGGCACUGUGCUCUGCGGCAUCCUGGGUAUGAAGCGCUUCAAGUUUGAUGUCUGGUCCAACGACGUCAACCUGGCCAACCUCAUGGAACAGCUUGGCGUGGCUGGAAAGGUGCACCUUUCAGAAGCUACUGCCAGCUUUUUGGACGACCGUUACUGGUGUGAGGAUGGCCGGGUGGAGGAGCGCCAUGGGCGGAACAUCGUGGUUGACCAGCUCAAAGGGCUUAAGACAUACCUGAUCUCGGGGCAGAAGACAGACUGCUCUCAGUGCAGAUGCACUCAGUAUGAGGUGGAUGGGUUUGACCCUGCAGCCCCCCUGAGCAUCAGCAACCUGCAGGACCGCGGUGACCCCCCGCCGCACACGCACAACUUCAUCUUGUCGGCAGCUGGAGUGUCACGGGGACCCCACAGCAAGGCCAAGGCCGGCUGUGCUGCUUGUGCCGGAGGUCCAACGCCCGGGGAGGACCGAGUGCCGGAGGACAGUGCUCUGCAGAAUGGCGGUCAGGAGGAGCACAAGACCCAGAGUGACAAGGUGUCCCAGAGCCGCAGUGCCCUGAAUGGCCUGCUGAGCCCCCCCAGGGAGGAGGCGGCUGGCACCAGUCAGACCUCUCUGUCCGAUAUGUUGCAGGAGAAGGCGGGUGGACCGGGGGGUGCCGCAGACCGCUCCACUCUGAUCCCGCUACGCGCCAAGGGCUUACGCCAAAGAAGUGACGAGCACUUUGUGGAAGUGAUCAAGGAGGACAGUCUCAUGAAGGAGUACUUUUUCAAGCCCCCCAUCAACAAGCUGAGCCUGAACUUUAAGGAAUCCCUGGAGACAGCGUACCGCUCCAGCUUCCAAGAGGAGCUGGAGGCGCAGGAAGCCACACACACCUUCGUGAGCCCCAUCUUCAGCUCUUUCCUUGAUGUGCUCAUCUCCUGCGUGGUGUUCUUCCUGCUGGAGCUCGCCUGCUUCCUGAGGCCUUUGUUGAGCAGCGAAGCCCCCCCCUCGGCUGCCCUGGCCUUUGCCAUCCUCGCCGGCCUGCUGGAGGCGCUCGCACUGUUGCUGUCUGUGCGCAUGGCGUUUUACCUGGACAGCCUGGUGAGCUGCACUCGAACCCUGCUCAGGUUCAUCGCCGCCUGGCUCCCUCGCCACCUCAUUGGGGCAGUGCUGGUGUCCCUUCCUGCGGUGUCCAUCUUCACACACGUUACUUGCAGUCCCCACCUCUCUGUGCAGUUUGAUGUGUUCCUGUGCUGCGCUGCCAUCGUCGCCAUAGUCUACUACUGCAACUUCUGCCAGCUGAGCUUCUGGAUGCGCUCAAGCCUGGCCACUGUGGGCGGGGUCGCUGUGCUCGUGCUGCUCCACAGCCCCCUCUGCAGGACCCACACCAGCAACUGGACCAACAGGAGCAGUGAAGUGGAGCUGUGGCCACGGACAGCGAUCGGGGUCCACGAGCUGCUGGGCUCCGAAGCCGUGCUCGCAUUCUUCCUGCUGCUGCUGCUCGUGUGGUUCCUGAACCGCGAGCUCGAGGUGGGUUACCGACUCCACUACCACGGCAACGUGGAGGCUGACCGGCACCGCAUCCGCAUGCAGAACAUGCGCGACCAGGCAGACUGGCUGCUGGGCAACAUCAUCCCGAUGCACGUAGCUGAGCAGCUGAAGGUGACGCAGAGCUACUCCAAGAACCACGACGAUGUGGCUGUCAUCUUCGCCAGCAUUGUCAACUUCAGUGAGUUUUACGAGGAGAGCUACGAGGGCGGCAAGGAGUGCUACCGUGUGCUCAACGAGCUCAUUGGCGACUUCGACGAGCUGCUGCGCCGGCCUGCCUUUGCCCACGUCGAGAAGAUCAAGACCAUCGGCGCCACCUACAUGGCAGCGUCUGGUCUCAAUGUGCAGCAGUGCCUGGAGCAGGCGGAGUCCCGCGGCCAUCUGCGCGCCCUCUUCGACUUUGCACUUGAGAUGAUGCGUGUCAUUGACGACUUCAACAAAAACAUGCUGGGCUUCCAGUUCAAGUUGCGCAUUGGCUACAACCAUGGGCCGCUGACGGCCGGCGUCAUCGGCACCACAAAACUGCUGUACGACAUCUGGGGCGACACGGUGAACAUCGCAAGCCGCAUGGACAGCACGGGCGUCGAGUGCCGUGUGCAGGUGAGCGAGGGCAGCCAUGCUGCGCUCAGCUGCAUGAAAUAUGACUUUGAGUACCGCGGCACCGUCAAUGUCAAGGGCAAGGGUCAGAUGAGGACCUUCCUGUACCCCCGACAGCGGCCGGCCGUGCUGCCGGACGCUCCUUUGACCGGCCCGGAGCCAGGGGUGCAGCAGGGGGGCGCAUCGCCAACAGCCCAGCCGGUCCUUGCUGAGCCUGUCCCAGGGGAGAUGGCCCCGCCUCCCUCAGAGAAACCCAAGGGCAGCAACGGUGUUCCAAGUGCCCUGCGAACCCCUGGAAUCCUACAGGGAGGCCCUGUAGAAAGCCCCAGCCCGUGUGUGUCACAGUCCUCUGUCAGCCACACGCUCCUCCCCUCAGCACACAGGGGAGAGCGGGAGGAUGAGCAGGAGGAUGAGCUGACUGCACUGAGAGCAGCAGAGCACCUAUGACGGCGCUCCCCCAGCUUCUGCCUGUGCCUCUGGAUGGCAUCAGUGAGCCUUUCUCAUGGGGAGCAGGCAGAUGUGUGAAGGGGUCAGGGGCGAGGCUGCAAGAUGCCAUGGGAGCUGCUUUCCCCUUUUAAAAUGUGCUUCUUUUACCUUCCUGGUUAAUCAAGUGCCUUCACAGUAAAUGAGUGGUAAAAUUUCCUCAGAUAAUGAAACACAACAAAGGGAUGAGAAACGAAGGGAAUAAA
This is a messenger RNA of Scleropages formosus (Asian bonytongue), 5774 nucleotides long. RefSeq names its product adenylate cyclase type 9-like. The record is from RefSeq and is a predicted model, not a curated record. The coding region runs from base 1468 to 5532 and encodes 1354 amino acids. Gene Ontology annotation, biological process: adenylate cyclase-activating G protein-coupled receptor signaling pathway; intracellular signal transduction; cyclic nucleotide biosynthetic process. The transcript has 9 exons. NCBI's taxonomy places the organism in Eukaryota, Metazoa, Chordata, Actinopteri, Osteoglossiformes, Osteoglossidae. Gene Ontology annotation, cellular component: plasma membrane. Gene Ontology annotation, molecular function: adenylate cyclase activity.